This is a messenger RNA of Oncorhynchus masou masou (cherry salmon), 1143 nucleotides long. RefSeq names its product calmodulin 2a (phosphorylase kinase, delta) (gene calm2a). The transcript has 6 exons. Lineage: Eukaryota; Metazoa; Chordata; Actinopteri; Salmoniformes; Salmonidae. Gene Ontology annotation, molecular function: calcium ion binding; enzyme regulator activity. The record is from RefSeq and is a predicted model, not a curated record. Bases 107 to 556 code for a protein of 149 amino acids.
GUUAAAGGCGCGUCAAACUGUCUGCCAGACAGUGCGUUCGGCGAGGUUGAAAGUUUAGCGACCAAAAAAUUGUUUUCUAUAUUCCGCUGUUACUCGGUAUAUCGCAAUGGCUGAUCAGCUAACAGAGGAGCAGAUUGCCGAGUUCAAAGAGGCUUUCUCGCUCUUUGAUAAGGAUGGCGACGGCACCAUCACCACCAAAGAGCUGGGAACCGUGAUGCGCUCUCUGGGCCAGAACCCCACAGAGGCUGAGCUGCAGGACAUGAUCAACGAGGUGGACGCUGAUGGUAAUGGAACGAUAGACUUCCCAGAGUUCCUGACCAUGAUGGCGAGAAAGAUGAAGGACACAGACAGCGAGGAGGAGAUCAGAGAAGCGUUCCGUGUCUUUGACAAGGAUGGGAACGGUUACAUAAGUGCUGCUGAGCUGCGCCAUGUGAUGACAAACCUUGGGGAGAAGCUGACCGAUGAGGAAGUUGACGAGAUGAUCCGAGAAGCGGACAUUGAUGGAGAUGGCCAGGUCAAUUAUGAAGAGUUCGUACAAAUGAUGACGGCGAAGUGAAGGCCUUGUACAGAUGUAUAAAUAACUUGCCUUUUUUUUCUGUGGAAUUUAUCUGUAAAAUCUUAAUAUCCCCCCUCCCUAAUGUCCAAAGGAACUGCAUGUAAACUGCAUAGGCUCCGAGUCCCCAUGUCCCUUUCUUUUGCUGUCCUCGUGUUUUGGAGUGACGGUGUGGUUGUACAAACGGGUGCCUGUCGCAGCCCCAGGGGUUGGCGAGCGCUUAGAAUCGUCACGUCGGCUCCAUUCUGGACACGUGGCAACAUUGGUGACCUGUCACUUGGGGCAGCUAUGUUGCCAUGGAAAUGGCCUAGAGGAGUAACACUGCAUGGACUACGGACAAAGUGUAUAUGGAAAUCUCUCAGCAUUGCACUACUGCAAAGAAUUUAAAAAAACUACACAGGUGUAUCUUGUAGGUACACUUAAACUCUUUUUGUAUCUGCUGUUCUUUACCAGAAAAUUACUUUGUUUUAAUCUUACUAUGCUUUUUAAUGUUUUACUCACUACUUUUUUAUGGCCUUUGGCCAUGCUUCAAAUAAUCCAUUCCAAGUUGUAUAUUUUUGUUUUCCAAUAAAAUUUACUAUUUACCCAGA